GCCGACGUACGAUUUGGCGAGGAUUAAAACCUCCCGGGUGUCGAUCUGAGGACGAAAGCAGCGGUGACCCCCCCGGUGGAGAAGAAAAGACAAGAGCUGUGAGGAUAAAAAAAAAAAUUUAAAUAAGAAGAAGAAGAAGUAGUAGGCUAAGCAGGGUGGGACGGAAUAAUCCAGGAAGUGUGGAGGACGGUCAGGUGGGAGGCGACGAGUCUGAACAGGUGACACACCGGCACUCAGGUGUAUGACCUCUGCUGAUCUCCAGGCAAAGGACCAAAGAGGAGGGGGACGAGCGAGAGGCCGAAGAAAGCAGGCACCCAUCUUCUCCUGGGUUUAUGGACCGGAGGUGGCAAUGUCUCCAGGAGAGGACGGUCUGAUUGGGAUCCCCUUCCCGGAGCACAGCAACGAGCUCUUGUCCCACCUAAAUGACCAGAGGAGGACAGGACUACUCUGUGACCUCACUCUGACGUCCCGCGGGGCACGCUACCCAACUCAUCGCUCUGUUAUGGCCGCCGUCAGUCUCUACUUCCGCCGGCUGUUUGGGGCAGAGGAGGGGGGCGGCGAGGGCGGAGGAGGUUUCAGCGUGUGCCAGCUGGACUGUGUGGCACCCGACGCUCUGGACGCCCUGCUGGAGUUUGCCUACACUGCCACCCUGACCAUCCCCAGCUCUGGGAUGAGAGAUGUGCUGCGAGGGGCUCAGCUUCUGGGCAUCCAGUGUGUGGCUGAUGCGUGCAGAGACAUCCUGGGGGAGACGGCUCAGGUGGAGGGGGAGACGGCAGAGGAACAGAGAGCCCAACACACAGCUACUGAGAGGAUGGUGGGGGGAGAGAGCAGGGUGGAGAGAGGGUCCCGAAGAAAAACGGACAAAAAGAAGGUGAAAAAAGUUGGUUCACAUCACAUCAACUCCUCGGUUUUGAACCCACCACCUGCUUCUCCCGUCUCGCACCCUUCACCUGCAUCCGACAGCCUUCGCUCCCUGCCGUCUACCCAGCCUCCGAGCCCUGAACAGGAGGAGCAUCGCCUCAAAUCCAGGCAGAACGGAGAUUCCAGUGCAAUCAGAAAGCCAGGUAGAGGGGCCACACUAAAUGGAGGGCUUCUACACUGGCUGCAUGAGCGCCCCCCUAUAGACCAUCCUCCUCCUGUCCUGCCCUUGAACGACAAGCUGUCAGAGGAUGAGGACAUGGAGGGUUUUGGCGACGAUGGUAUGCUGAUGGAAAGCACCUCCUUACCUACCUCGGUAGCUGAUCGAAGAGCGGCGGCAUCAGCAGCGGGAGGUGGGAGGAAGAGGAAGUCUCAGACGCCCCAGCAGUGCCCUGUUUGUCAAAAGAUCAUCCAUGGAGCAGGAAAACUGCCCCGACACAUGAGGACACACACUGGAGAGAAGCCCUUCCAAUGCUCUGCUUGCGGAGUCCGUUUCACCCGGAAUGACAAGUUGAAGAUCCACAUGAGGAAACACACUGGUGAGCGUCCUUACCCCUGCCCGCACUGCCCUGCCCGGUUUCUCCACUCAUACGACCUCAAAAACCACCUGUCCCUCCACAGUGGGGCGAGGCCCUUCGAGUGCCCGCUCUGCCACAAGGCCUUUGCCCGAGAGGACCACCUCCAGCGUCACCGCAAGGGAGACAGCUGCCUGGAGCUGCGCACACGCCGGCCCAGACGUGGGGCUGAGCUUGGGGAGGAUGGGAGUGAGGAAGGAGGCGGGAGAGAGCAGUCCAACCCUCUGGAGGCUCUGUCUUUACAGGCCCACUCCUCCGCGUUUCUCCCUCGCACGAUGCUGGAUGGCGGGAGUGGAUCCGGUGUCGGCCCCCCGCUGAUGUUUCCAGGUGACGAGAGGGAGCGGUCUCUCGCCCUUCAGGCUUUGGCUCAACUUGGGCCUCACAGGCUGGCGGGCUACCCUGAGCUCUUCCUGCGAGGUCUGGAGCUGCGAGGGGGCAGAGAGGCAGAGGGAGAAGAUCCAGGAGGAACCCACUCGCCGGCUGCGCAGCAGGACCGAUGGGCUGACGAAGUCGAAGAGGAAAUUCAAGAAGAAGAAGCGGAGGAGGAGGAAUAGUGACAAGAGGGGGUGUGUGUGUGUGUGUGUGUGUGUGUGUGUGUGUGUGUGUG
Perca flavescens (yellow perch) is the source of this 2100-nucleotide messenger RNA. RefSeq names its product zinc finger and BTB domain containing 7B (gene zbtb7b). The record is from RefSeq and is a predicted model, not a curated record. The coding region runs from base 242 to 2047 and encodes 601 amino acids. Gene Ontology annotation, biological process: regulation of transcription by RNA polymerase II; positive regulation of gene expression. Gene Ontology annotation, molecular function: DNA-binding transcription factor activity, RNA polymerase II-specific; RNA polymerase II cis-regulatory region sequence-specific DNA binding; protein binding. NCBI's taxonomy places the organism in Eukaryota, Metazoa, Chordata, Actinopteri, Perciformes, Percidae. The transcript has 4 exons.